Messenger RNA from Salvia miltiorrhiza (redroot sage), 1003 nucleotides. Its product is annotated as succinate dehydrogenase [ubiquinone] iron-sulfur subunit 3, mitochondrial. Gene Ontology annotation, biological process: respiratory electron transport chain; tricarboxylic acid cycle; aerobic respiration. The record is from RefSeq and is a predicted model, not a curated record. Gene Ontology annotation, molecular function: electron transfer activity; 2 iron, 2 sulfur cluster binding. Gene Ontology annotation, cellular component: mitochondrion. The coding region runs from base 1 to 873 and encodes 290 amino acids. NCBI's taxonomy places the organism in Eukaryota, Viridiplantae, Streptophyta, Magnoliopsida, Lamiales, Lamiaceae. The transcript is spliced from 4 exons.
AUGUGGAGAUGGUGUGUAAAGGGAGGAUCCAAACAGGUGGCUAAUUUUGCCACCAAAGGUUUUCCAGUUCACCCCGCUGCGCAGCAACAUGCGGAACAAGUUGUUGAAGCACAACAUAAUAUCCAAAGGAAUGUGAAAAAUCGGAUAAAGGAAUUCAAGAUAUACCGGUGGAGCCCAAAUCAUCCUCACCAAAAACCUUUCCUUCAAUCAUUCUUUCUCGAUUUGUCACGCUCUGGACCUAUGGUUCUUGAUGCACUACAGAAGAUAAAAUCCGAAGAUGACUCAAGUUUGACCUAUCGGAGAUCUUGUAGAGAAGGCAUAUGUGGUUCGUGCGCAAUGAACAUUGAUGGGACAAAUACGGUGGCGUGCCUUAAGCCAAUUGAUCCAGACACUAGCACGACUACUGUAAUAACUCCUCUACCCCAUAUGUAUGUGAUCAAGGAUUUAGUCGUUGAUCUCACCAAUUUCUACCAGCAAUACAAGUUGAUCGAGCCAUGGCUGAAGACGAAGAAGCCCCCACCGGACGGGAAAGAAUAUAGACAAACGACAGCAGAGAGACGGAGACUAGACGGACUCUACGAGUGCAUACUAUGUGCUUGCUGCAGUACCUCGUGCCCAUCCUAUUGGUGGAACCCUGAAGAGUUCCCAGGACCUGCAGCACUACUUCACGCGUAUCGUUGGAUAAGCGACAGUCGGGAUGACUUUGGCGAGGAGCGGCUGCAAGCAAUAACGGAGAACCAAGUGCGAUUGUAUCGGUGCAGGACUAUAAAGAACUGCACAGCAACAUGCCCCAAAAGCCUGAAUCCGGAAAAUGCCAUCAACAUGAUGAAGACCAAGCAUCUCUUUGGUAGGCCAGUUGAGGAUAGGGCUUAGGCAGCACAUUGUCUAUCUAUUCUUCAUGCCACCAUAUUUUGCUGUAUUUCGCUUUUAAAUGGUGUUGUUUCUUGGCUGUGACAUUAGUAUCCUAACCCCACUAAAUAAGGAAGCCAUGUGUUUUAUGUUA